CUGUGAGCGAACGUUUCACUGCGAAUAUGUCAAAGGUCGGCCAUGAAGUGUGCGAAACAACAAAAAGGACAAACACAAAUGUGUAUACACUAUAAAAGAAAACAAAAGAUAAUAACAUAUAUUAAUAUAUAUAGAUAUUUAUAAAUAUAACGGAAGACGUUCCACAACAACAAAAAUCUAAAAGCUGUAAUUAAGUUUAGUAGUUAGAAAACAAACUUAACAACAAAUCAAAAUAAGAAAAAGAGGAAAAACCCGACCAAUAAUUUCAAGUUGACAUUCAGACAGAGGUUUUUCUCACAGUGCAUUGUGGUUAAAUGAGUCAACGUCAUCGCAGCAGGACGCACCACAACCUGCGAGACCGUAGACAUACCCCCAACAACACCAGCACAACCCCUCCCAUCAGGUAUAGCCUUGCCACGCGCAGAGAUCGGCAUCAAAAUUAAGCCAAUCGACGACCAAACCUAAAACGCAGCGUUGCGUCCUUUGACGCACGUAACGGGACAUUUCUGUGUGCGCUGCGUUUCAAAAAUCUGAUGGAUGGAAAUGCACAAAAUAUGUUUCACGGCAAUCAUCAAGGAGAUCCCUAUUACCGUUAUGAUGCGGCCGCCGCAGCAGCCGUUGCCGCAGCGGCAAAUCCUCGAGCCAUGGGCCCGCCCGGUGGCUAUCCGCCGCGUCAUCGGGCGCCGCAUCCGCUACAGCAACAGCCACAAUAUCCAUCGUACCAGCCAACGGCGGAGAAUCUCUACGGGCUGGGGCCCACCGAUCAGCACGCGGCCAUGGGCGUCGGCAUGGCUGAUCUAAGCGGCUGGGGUGCAGCGCCCUCUGUGCCAGGCCAAGCGGCCGCAUAUCCCGGUGCCGGUCUAGGCGCCUACGGACAUCCGCAGGCAGCGCCGCCGACGCAGCAGCAGCGUCAGAGCAAUGCCAGCGCCUAUCGCCAACAUAUGCCCGCCUAUGGACAACAGGAGCAGCAGAAGCUGGUGCCGUACGGGGCACAGCAGAACAUGAUGGGUGCCCUGGGCGCCAGUGGCUACGGCAGCCUGGCACCACAACAGCAACAGCAGCAGCAGCAACAACAACAGCCACCCACGCCACAGCAACAGCAGCAGCAACAACAGCAGCAGCAGCAGAGCCAGCAGCAGGCUCGACUGCCGCAGCACUAUCCACAAGCGCCCGGGCAGCAUCCGCUGUAUCCAGGUGCGCCGGCUCAAGCAGCACAGCCGGCGGCACCUCAGGCAUACGCGCACAGUCCCUACGGCAGUCCGAUGCAACAUCAGCCGGGUCGCGGCGCUCCGCAACAUGUGGGCUACGGCCAUGCGGCACUGGAUCAGGCGAGCGCCUAUGGACAACACGUGCCCGGAGCAGCGCCGCCGUCGCAUCAUCUAACCGCGCAGCAGCAGCAGGCUGCGCAGUUGGGUGCGCAUCCCAGCUCACAUAUAGCCAGUGCACAGCAGCAACAGUUGCAGACCCAGCAGCAGCAGCAGGCGCAGCAACAGCAGCAGCAACCGAACCACGUGAGCCUAAUGCAGCAGCAGCAGCUGCCAGGCGCUGUGUUGCCGCCGCCGCACAUGGGCAUGCCGCCCAGCUAUGGCAGCCAUCAUCAGCAGCAGCAGCAACAGCAGCAGGCACAGCAGCAACAGCAGGCACAACAACAGCAGCAGCAGCAACAGGCACAGCAGCAACAGCAGCAGAGUGCGCCGCCCUACAUGUCCAGCAGCAAGCAUCAGGGCAGCGCUCAGCUCAACUCCUCGCCCCAAUAUCGUGCACCAUUUCCACAGCUUUCGCCACAAAUGUCGCCGCGCCCGCCGACAAUGUCGCCGCACCCGCAAAUGUCGCCGCGGCCCGGCGUAUCGCCCGCCAAGCCACCACAAACAGCCCAGCAGCAGCAGGUGCAACAGCAGCAGCAGCAGGUCAAUUCGCCUAGCCAGCAUAGCAUCCAAGGCAUGGUGGGUCUGCCCUCGCCCAGAGCGCAGCCACCGAGCUCAGCCACAGUCGGCAAUGCCAAGGUCCCAGUCAGCAGUGUGGCAGCCGGCGGCGUUGUUCCGCCUGUGGUCAACACGCUGCAAGCACUCGAACAAAUGGUUAUGCCCACACAGGCGCAUGGGCUGCCGCCCAUGGACUAUCCCUCAUCGUAUCGCAGCGCUGCGGUCAUGGGAGGACCACGCAUGCCCGCCUCACCCUCUCCACAGCACCAUCAGCAAUGGGGCGCGCCGCACAUGGCGGCAAUGCAACAGCAGGCGCCACAACAGCCACCGCCACAGCAGCAGCAGCAACAACAACAACAGCAGCAGCAACAACAACAGCAGCAGCAGGCGGCGGCUCAGCAACAGGCAGCGCAGCAGCAAGCCCAAGCGCAACAGCAGGCGGCGCAGCAGCAGGCGCAACAACAGCAGCAUCAGCAUCAGCUGAGCAUGUACGGACAGAGUAUGGGGCAACAGGUGCCCCAAACAGCGCCCACUGCACCGCCCCCACAGCCGCCAGCACCAGUGCUGCAACAGCAACAGCAGCAGCAGCAGCAACAACAACAGCAGCAGCAGCAGCAACUGAAUGAGCAACUGCAGCAUUCCAUCAACGAUAUUGUCGGUGGCAAUCAGCAGCAGGCGCAACUGAGCGCACAGAUGGCCUCCUCGCCGCUGCAUCAGCAGAGUCUGCCCAGCAUGCAUCAUCUGAGCUCUGCGGCGCAUCACCAGCAGCAGCAGCAGCAGCAGCCUUCGCUGGAGGCCAGCACAGCUCAGCAGCCACAGCAGCAACAGUUGCAGGCACAGCAGCAACAGCAGCUGCAGCAUCAAUCACCCAUACAUCAGCAACAGUCGCCGCUGCAGCAGCAACAUUUGCCCAACUAUGCGCAGCAACAGAGCAGCAAUCAGCAGCAGCAACAGCAGCAACAACAACAGCAGCAGCAACAACAACAGCAGCAGCAGCAUCAACAGCAAUUCGAUGCAUUUGCCAAUAUACUGGGAGAUACACAGCAAGCACCAACAGCUGCUGCAGUAGCAGCAACUGCAGCUGCAACACAGCAAACAAUGUCGCCAGCGCAUGUUAGUUCGCCCAUACCACAGCUGCAACAGCAGCAGCAACAUCAGCAACAACAACAGCAGCAGCAGCAGCAGCAGGUUCAACAGCAGGCGCAGUUGCAACAGCAACCAGCCACGCCCACACCGCCAACACCCUCGCAUCAUCUGAGCAGCAUACUGAACGAAACAGCCAAUUCGAAUGAUUCGUCAACGCUGGCUGUCGCUGCCAACGACAGCAACAACAGCAGCAGCAACAGCAGCACCAACAGCAUUGUCAACAACCAGCCCACCUCGGUGCACGACAGCAACUCGCAGAGCAGCAUCAACAGCAACAACCAGCAGCCGUUGCUCUCGAACAUGGACACUGUUGGCAGCGGAGGCAUGCUGAACAGCAACUCGGACUCGACGCACACCACGCACCACCAUGUGAGUGGUGUGGACGUUGGUCUCUUCGACAACAAUUCAAUGAGCUCGACGAGCGCUGCUGCCGUUGCAGCUGCCUCAAAUGCGGCGAAUGCAGCGGCAGCGCUGCUCGACAGCAAUUCCCAAUCAUCGAAUGCGGAAUUCGAGAGCUCGAAGAGCGAGCAGCCAGAGCAACAGCCACAGCAACCACAACACCAGCAACAACAGCAGCAGCCAGCAACAGGUGCUGAUGACUUGUGCGCCCAGCUGGCACAGGACGAGAAUAGUGUUUCGAAGACGCAGCCCGAAACUCAAAGUGAGACAACGUUGCCUGAGGAGCUGGACAGCGGCAACAAGCAACAGCAGCAGACAGAGGAGCUGCUGGCGGAGCAGAGCUUAAGCGAGUUGGCUGACGAAACGAAAUCCGCUGAAGAGAUCAGCGAAGACAAGAGCCAAACGCAAAUGGACAACACCACGCUCAGCCAACCGCAGCAGCAGCAGCAACAACAGCAGCAGCAGCCACUGGGACAAACACCUUUGGGCGUGAGUGGCAUGCACCCGCUAACCGGCUACGAGGGACAGCAGCCUCAGCAGCCGCAGCAGCAGCCGGGGCUGACAGCGCAGACAGCUGCGGCAGUUCCGCCACCCCCGCCGCCGACGCACAUGCAGCCCAUGUUGCCGCCGUAUCCAGGCGCAACAGGUGCCAUGUAUCCACCAUAUCCGAUGCUGCAUCAGCAGGAAAUUGCCGCGCUGCAACAGCAAAUACAAGAGCUCUAUUGCAUGCCGCCCGGACACGAGCAUCAGCAUCAGGACAAGCUCAUCCGCAUGCAGGAGCGCCUCCAGCUACUGCAGCAACACGAACUGACCGAGCAGUGUGCGGGCGGACCGCAGUGUUUGUUGUAUCAGAACAUGCCACCGCUCUAUGGCAGCAGUGCGUUGCACAAUCAGAUGGUCGAGAGUCCACAGGUCUCCAGCACAACGGGGCGUGGUCGUGGCAAGGGGGCCAACAAACCGCGCAAGCCACGUGCCAAAAAGGGUGACAAGGCGGCGGCAGCAGCUGCUGCAUUGCAGCAACAACAGCAGCAGGAACUAAUGGACAUUAGUGGCAAUGUGGUUGUGGCUGCAGCCAGUGCGAGCAGCAGCAGUGGCAGCAUCAUUCCCAUACCCACCACUCAGUUGCCCGUCUCCGAGGACUGUGUUACCCAGGGAGCGGGCGAUACGAGCGUCGUGGGUCUACUCGAAUAUAGCGAGAGCAUGGGUGAUCUAUCGCAGGAUGUGCAUUCGGCCAAUGAGCUGGACACCUCCACCGAUGGCAGUGGCAAGAAGAAGAAGCCGCGCAAGCCACGCGCACCCAAAGAUCCGAAUAAGCCACCACGUGAUCGGACGCCGAAGGUGAAAAAGCCGCGGGAUCCCAAUGAUCCGAACUCUACAGAAUCUCCUGGAGGCGGACGCAAGCGAGCGAGUGUUAGCAAGCGACGCAAACAGUUUGGAGAAGAUGGAGCCGAGCAAACGGGCGAGGGCAGCGAGCAGGAGGAUAACAAGCCACUGUUGCCCAAGUCCAGCGAAGGCGAGGCAGAGACCAGCGGCGGAGCUGGAGGCGUCGAUGGUGAGUCGCCUGACUAUGAUGACAUACCCGUCUCGAAGAUACCGAGAGGUGCGAACGACGACGACAACAAAGAUGCCGAAGUGGGCGAUGAGACAGUGGACUCGGUGCCCGACUCAGCCGGCGAUGCAGCCAGCACGCCGAGUCGUCGAGAUCGCAAGCGCUCGACGGCGCGCAGUCGUCGCAAUGCCACGUCCGAAGAGGGCGGCAGUGCACGACGGAAUCGAGGCUCGUUGAGUGCCAAAGCCCUGAAGAAGCGACGCAAUCGUGGACGCAUUGUGCCCGAAUCGGAUGGCGAGGAUGAUACCUUGGAUCGUACGCCGCCGCCAUCGCCACCGCCAGAUUCAGAACUCGACUCGAAUAAGCGACGCUCGUCGAGAAACACACAGCGCAAGAAGUAUAUAGACGACGUAAUGCUACGCUUCUCGGAUGAUGAGAACUCCCUGCUGGUAGCUUCCCCCGUGAAGAAGGAAAAGAAGUCUUCGUCGGCCAAUGCAGCCAACUCGAAUGCUGGCAGCGAUGUGGAGAAGGCAGAGCCACAAUCGGGUGCCGAAGGCGAGGCUGGUAGCUCUGCGGGCGAAGAGAAACCCUCGGUGGCAGCAGAUGACACCAACAGCCAGCUGGAGGCCAGUUCCAGCACCUCAGCCGCUGAGAAGGCCGAAAGGCAAAGUGCUAACGAGUCGGCUGCAUCAGCCAUGUCCUCGAAACCCAACUAUGUGUACAUCAAUACGGGCGACGAGGACAGCAUGGUGGUGCAGUUUGUCUUAGCCCUGCGCAUGGGCAAGCGGGAGCUGAUACCCGAGCCACCCAAAGUGAAGACACCAGAGCCUAAGACGGAGACAGAGAUCAAAGCGGAAGCCGCAGCAGCAGAGGCUGAAACAGAAAAGGCAGAGGAUAAAGAAACUGCUGAGAAAGCCGAGGACAAAGCCGAAAAGGCGGACGAAGAAGUCAAGAAAAUGGAUGAAGAUGACAAAGAAGAAGUGGAUAAAUCAACGGAGGAGACGAAAGCUGAAGCCGAGAGCAAAAUGGAAGUGGAUGAACAGCUGGACACAGUCAAGACAGAAAAGAGUGAUGAAGAGACGCCCGAAAAGGAGGCGGAGAAAAUGGAAACUGACGAAGGUGCCGAGCCCGAAAAAGCAGCUGAAGACGCAGAUCAAAAAGAAAAGGAAGAGAAAGCAGAAGAUGAGCAAGAAGCAGAGGCCAAGACUGAUGAAGCACAAGAGAAGCCAGCUGAGCCAAAGAAGGAAGAAGUGAAAGAGGAGGAACUUAAAGAAAAAGAAGCCGAAGCAGAUACAGAAAGUGACAAAGAGAAAGAAACGGAAAAGGAAAAAGAUGCUGAAGACGAAGCGACAGAGAAAAUGGAAGUAGACGACGACACUGCGGCUGAAGUUAAGAAAGAUGAGAAGAACUUGAAAACAGAAGAAGAAACAACUGAAGCAAAGACAGAAGCAGACAAAGAGAAAGACGGCGAAGACAAGGAGACAACAAAACAGACUGAAGACGAUGCAGAGGAAGGAGACGACAAAUCGUCCACGACUACAAAGGAUGAUAAGCCCGAACCAGUCUUCAUCGAUGUCGAGGAAUACUUUGUGAAGUACCGAAAUUUCAGUUAUCUGCACUGCGAAUGGCGCACGGAAGAGGAACUCCUCAAAGGAGAUCGCCGCGUGGCUGCAAAGAUACGUCGCUUCCAGCAGAAGCAGGCACAGCAAAUCAACAUAUUCGAGAACAUCGAAGAGGAGCCCUUCAAUCCCGAUUUUGUGGAGGUGGAUCGUGUGCUGGAUAUGUCUGUCCAUACGGACGAGAAUACCGGAGAGACGACCAAGCAUUAUUUGGUUAAAUGGAAAUCAUUGCCAUAUGAGGAUUGCACCUGGGAGCUGGAAGAGGAUGUAGAUAAUGAUAAAAUUGAGCAAUACUUGCGCUUCAACAAAAUACCAUUGAGAUGCGAGUGGAAGAGUCGUAAGCGUCCACAUCCGGAACAAUGGAAGAAGCUGGAGAAGACGCCCAUCUAUAAGGGUGGCAAUAGCUUGCGACCCUAUCAGCUGGAGGGUUUGAAUUGGUUAAAAUUCUCCUGGUAUAAUUCACACAAUUGCAUCUUGGCCGAUGAAAUGGGUCUGGGCAAGACCAUWCAGAGUCUGACCUUUGUUCACUCGGUCUACGAAUACGGCAUAAGAGGACCAUUUUUGGUCAUAGCUCCUUUGUCGACCAUACCCAAUUGGCAGCGUGAAUUCGAGGGCUGGACCGACAUGAACGUGGUUGUCUACCACGGCUCGGUGACCAGCAAACAAAUGAUCCAGGACUACGAGUUCUACUACAAGACAGAUAGUGGCAAAGUGCUUAAGGAGCCGAUUAAAUUUAAUGUCCUUAUCACCACAUUCGAAAUGAUUGUCACUGACUAUAUGGAUCUGAAAGCCUUCAACUGGCGGCUGUGUGUGAUCGACGAGGCGCAUCGCCUGAAGAAUCGCAACUGCAAGCUGCUUGAGGGAUUACGACAGCUCAAUCUCGAACAUCGUGUUCUGCUCUCGGGCACACCCCUGCAGAACAACAUAAGCGAGCUUUUCUCCUUGCUAAACUUCUUGGAGCCAAGUCAAUUCUCGUCGCAGGAGGAGUUUAUGUCGGAAUUCGGCAGUCUGCGCACCGAGGAGGAAGUCAAUAAGCUGCAGGUGCUACUCAAGCCGAUGAUGCUGCGACGUCUCAAAGACGAUGUCGAGAAAUCCCUAGCACCGAAAGAGGAGACCAUCAUUGAGGUGGAGCUGACGAAUAUACAGAAGAAAUACUAUCGCGGCAUAUUGGAGCAAAACUUUAGCUUCCUCAAAAAGGGAACGACCUCGGCGAACAUACCCAAUCUAAUGAAUACAAUGAUGGAGUUGCGUAAGUGCUGCAUACAUCCAUAUUUGCUCAAUGGCGCCGAGGAGCAGAUCCAAUAUGACUUUAAAGCACAGCACGGCGACGAUCCCGAGUCCUACUACAAGAAUCUUAUACUCUCGGCGGGUAAAAUGGUGCUGAUUGAUAAGCUGCUGCCCAAACUGAAGGCGAAUGGGCAUCGUGUGUUGAUCUUCAGUCAGAUGGUACGCUGUCUGGACAUACUCGAGGAUUAUUUGGUGUACCGCAAAUAUCCGUUCGAACGGAUUGAUGGACGCAUUCGUGGCAAUUUACGUCAAGAGGCGAUUGAUCGUUAUUCGAAGCCCGGAUCGGAUCGUUUUGUCUUCCUGCUCUGCACCAAGGCUGGAGGAUUGGGCAUUAAUCUGACAGCCGCCGAUACGGUGAUCAUCUAUGAUUCCGAUUGGAAUCCCCAGAACGAUUUGCAGGCCCAAGCCCGUUGCCAUCGCAUUGGCCAACGCAAAAUGGUUAAGAUCUACCGUUUAUUGUGCAGGAAUACCUACGAGCGAGAGAUGUUCGACAAGGCCUCAAUGAAACUGGGCCUGGACAAGGCUGUACUGCAGUCCAUGAACACGCACGGCUCCAAGGAUGGCAACAACAAGCAGCUGUCCAAGAAGGAGAUCGAGGAUUUGCUCAAAAAGGGCGCCUAUGGCGCUGUCAUGGAUGACGAUAAUGCGGGCGAUAAGUUCUGUGAAGAGGACAUCGACUCGAUUUUGAAGCGACGUACACAAGUCAUAACGAUGGAGUCGGAGAAGGGUUCGACCUUCUCGAAGGCUUCAUUUGCCGCCUCUGGCAAUCGCUCAGAUAUUACAAUUGACGAUCCCGACUUUUGGACCAAGUGGGCCAAACGAGUGGACAUCGAUCCAGAUGCCUGUGAACGUGAUGAGACCGAAGAUCUGGUGCUAUCGGAGCCCAGAAGGCGAACACAGAUCAAACGUUAUGGACACGAGGAUGUCAUGGAAAUCAACUCGGAGGAUUCGUCGAAUGAGAACAGCGAUGAAGAGGGCGGCAUAGGUCUACGCUCGAGACGGCGCAAGGAGAAGCGCGAUCGCAACCGCGAAAAGAAGGGACACGAUGAAUAUAUACCCAGGGAGCGUGAUGCCCUGGCUGCCUUGGGUCUAGAGGAGAUUCAGUAUGGCAACUGGGCCAAGUCGGAAUGCUUCAAAGUGGAGAAAGGACUGCUUUCAUUUGGUUGGGGUCGUUGGACGGAACUCUUGGAAUUGGGUCAAUUUAAGCGCGGCUGGCGCGAAGUGGACAUCGAGGACUGUGCGCGCAUUAUACUGCUGUACUGCCUGCAGGUGUACAAGGGUGACGAGAAGAUCAAGACGUUCAUCUGGGAUCUGAUUACACCGACCGAGGAUGGCGAGGUGCAGAAGAUCAGCAGGGAUCAUAGUGGCCUACACAAUUUGGUGCCACGAGGACGCAAUGGUGGCAAAUCCAAUAAAGAGAUGGCCUGUGGCAGCUCCACUCCUGCGCCAGGUACUGCUUCGGGCAGCAAUAGUGGCAACACGACGCCCGCCCACAAGUCAAGCUCGUUGGAAUCGGACAAGGAUCAGGUGGGCGGCGUCAGUGCCAGUGCUGUGGCAGCGGCUGCGGCUGUUGUUGUGCCAACGCCAGCGCCCGCACCGCCCACCAGCAUCCACGAUCCGAAUCACUGGAGUAAGAAGGAGAAAUACGAUGCGGACGCGUAUCUGGAGGGCGCCUAUAAGAAGCACCUGGGCAGACACGCCAAUAAGGUAUUGCUGCGCGUGCGCAUGCUCUAUUAUAUACAGCACGAGGUCAUUGGCGAAUUCGUGCAGCAGAUUAAGGAUAACACGCCCAUCAGCGAGCUACCUAUUCGGCCGCCACCAACGCCCGAUCAAGUGCCAUCGUCAUGGUGGAAUCCCAUUUGUUGUGAUAAGAGUCUAUUGGUUGGAACGUAUAAGCACGGCUGUGAAAUGUAUCGCCAAAUGAGAGCCGAUCCAAAUCUUUGCUUUGUUACCCAUGUGGGCGCCGGUGCCGGUGACGAUUUGGCCGUCGCGAGUUUGCCAAUAAAUGAGGACGAUGCAAAUUCGAAGCACGAUGACGGCGAUGAGGUGGACGAUGAUGGCACCACCACAACCAAAGACUCGGAUUCCACGAAGCUAACUGCUGGCGACAACAAGGACUCACUAGAUCCAGAGCGUCCCAGUUCGUCGGGUAAGAGCGAUAAGUGCGAUAACAGCGAUAACAAUGGAUCGAUUGUACAAAAAGCGGCCAACGCCGAACUUGGCUCGGUUGUGGGCAAUGGCAGCGCCGUCGAGGCGGAACCAGCGGCACCAAACGAAUUGGCACCAAAAGAAAAUGAAAAAGAAAAAGAAAUUGAUAAAGAAAAAGAAAAAGAAACUCAAAAUCCGAAUCAAAACGAUAAAGCAAACGAAAAAGAAAACGAAAUUGAUAAAGAAAUUGAGAAAAGUAAUGAAAAAGCAGAAGGCAAAGCAGAGGCUGUGGCAGUCGCUGACGCUGAGGCAGUUGCUGAUGCCGAUUCAACAAGCUCGGCAGCAGCUGCUGUUGACGUCGACGCUGAGACAGCCGCUGCGGCCAGCGCAUUGGACACUGAUCAGGAUGGGGCUAAGAGCGAAGCCCUGGCCAAUGGAGCCGCUGCAGCGACAGCAUCAGCCGCUGGCGAAGCCGUUGAUGCCGCUGACAUUGCAACAGCCGAGUCUGGUUCUCAAUCAUGCACUAACGCCAACACAACCACCACCACCACUACCACAACCACAAAUAUCACCACCACCACCACCACCACUAUAACCACCAUUACCAAUCCAUCAACAACGACUACGACUGCGUCUGCCUCUGAGCCAGCGGGUCAAAACUGCGAAAAUGCUAACUCCAACUCAAAUUUAGGCUUGGACGAGGAGGAAAGUGUCGCUGGCAGCUAUCCACCAUCGACCCUGGCUGCCGCCGAGGAUGCCACCAUGUGGCCAUCGAUGCAGGAUCUGAAUACGCGCUUGCGCCGCGUCAUCACCGCCUACCAGCGCAACUACAAAAAGGAGGAGCUCAAGCAACAGCAAAAGGCCAAGCUACAGGCUUUGGUCUCAUCAACGCCACCGCUAUCGGUGCCAACCACCCCCACCCUGCAGUCGAUGCAAAUGCAGAUGCAGGGCGGCACUGGCGUUGGCGGCAAUGCGGUCGCCAACGUUGGCGUCGGCGUCGGCGGCGGGUCCGUUAGCCAGCUGCAGCAGCAGCUCGACUCGAGCAAUCGCAGCCUGCAGGCGUUGAUGCAGUCACAAGGUGCCAGCACCUCGGCUGCUGCAGCGGCUGCCGCUGCCGCCGCCGCCGGUGGCCCUGGCUCAUCGCACGGAUUGGUGGGUCAGCAUCAACAACAGCAGCAGCAGCAGCAACAACAGCAACAGCAGCAGCAACAGCAACAACAACAGCAGCAGCAGCAACAGCAGGUGGGCGGAACUCAGGUGCCGGCCAUGCCCACCGCCGCAGAUAUCAGCCUUAUGCUGAGCAUCCUCAACACCACCGAUGUCAGCCAAUUGGCCAAUUUGGAUAUCAGCAAACUGGCCAUGUAUUUGGUUAGUAUGAACAAUAAAAUGGAGCGUCAGGGUAAGAUGGAGCUGGCGGCCAAGGAGCGGGAGUCGCAGCGUCUACAGCUAAUACCCAAGAAAUGGAAUCGUCGCGAGGAAUACGAAUUCCUGCGCGUGCUCACAGGCUAUGGUGUGGAUAUGCAGCUGAACACGCCCAUGGGCGGCAACAGCAACAGCAGCAUCAGCAUUACGAACAGCAGUGGCGGUAGCCAGACGCCCGACUGGACCAAGUUCAAGCAGAUGGCACAUCUGGAGCGGAAGAGCGAUGAAACAUUGAGUGAUUACUACAAAGUCUUUGUGGCCAUGUGCCGAAGACAGGCUGGACUGAAGCUCAGCGAGAAUGAGCGUGGACUCGAGGGCAUUGUCGAGGAGGUGGAGAAGGAGCACGCGAAGCUCAUUCUAGAUCGGCUUGAGCUGCUGUCCAAGCUGCGCGAAGUAGCGCGCCAUCCCCAGCUGGAGGAGAGACUGAAACUGUGCAUGAUGAAUGCGGAUACGCCCGAUUGGUGGGAGCCGGGUCGGCAUGAUAAGGAGCUGAUUGCAGCCGUGUUGAAGCACGGUCUCUAUCGCUCCGAGACCUUCAUCUUCAAUGAUCCCAACUUCAGUUUCUGCGAGUCGGAAAAGCGCUUCAUUAGGGAACUGGAGGCCCAGAUACAGCGCACCAUCAAACUGGAGGCUUUCAAUGCGGAGAAGGCGGCCGCAGCUGAGAAAGCUGCAGCAGCCGAAAAAGCAGCAGCAGCCGCCGCAGCAGCUGCAGCGGCAGUUAAGCAUGAGAUCAUCGAUCUGGACGAUGAGCUGUUGACCAAGGAGAGCGUCAUCAAGAAGGAGUCACCUGUGAAAGCGGAAGUGAAGCCAGAACAGAGCGCAGACAAAGCUGAAGUCGAGGAGGCGAGCGAAGAGAAGGCAACAGCUGAUAAAGUGGACGAGGAGAACGUCGAAGAGAAGCCGGCAGACAAGCAAACGCCGGAGGAUGAAGCCAAGCCAUGCAGGGAAACCGCUGAAGACGCUGAAGAGCUGCCCGCGGCCAAGGCAAGUGAAGCUGAGGCUGAGACUCCAGCUGAAGCCGAGGCGGAGGCCAAAUCCAAGGAGCAAACCGAGGAGAAAAUGGAUGUGGAUGCCGAGCCAAUUGCAGAGAAUGGCAAUGAAAAGGAAGCUGAAACGGAAGCCGUUGCCACUGCCGAAGCAGAGGAACCAGCUGAGAGCCUCAAGGACGAAGCAGCAGAAAAAGACGAGGAGAAGAAGUCAAGUGACAAGCAAGAGGAAGACGACUCCAAGAUGGAAACUGAAUCCACAAAGUCGACUGCUGCCGAGGAAAAGGAAUCCACUGAAACGUCAGCUACAGAAAAAGAUGACGAGGCAGCUGCCAAAGCAGAAAGCGAAAAAGGCGACGAAGCUGUCGCCGAGGCCGUCAAAGAGCCUCCGGAGAAGGAGAAGGAGAAGCAGAAGGAGGACGAGAAUGAGAAGGAAGCAACUGCAGCUGAAACAACUGAAACUGAAACUGAAACGAAGAAAGUUGAAGYCGAGGCAGAAGUCAGCAAGGCAGAUGAGUCCAAGAUUUCGAGCAGUGCAGACAAGCCCGCAGCGGAGCAGGAGAUACUCGAUCUGGUGGCUGGACCCAGUGAUCCGGAUGACGAUGAAGUCAUGAAGGAGAAGGAGAAGGCAGUCGAGGAGGAAUGCAAGAAGCAAGCAGCUGAACUCAAGGCGCGCUUUCCCGAUCUCGAGGUCAUUCAGCCGGCGGCUGUGAAACAGCAAAAGCUGGAGAAACCGAAGCUGGAGAUGUGCAUGAUCCGUUGGUUCAAGGACUUUGCUCUAGAGCGACGCAUCGCCCACAUUGUGGUGUGCGUGGAGACCAACAAGUGGCCAGUGGACAAGAACUACAGUGCCUUUGCCGGCCUGAAGGGCAACACGGAUCUGAACAUCGCCCUGCAUGAGUCCAUACCCCAUCUGAAUAGCAGCGAGCGCCGCUCCACGACGCCCGACGUGAUAACCAUUACCACAGACCAGGGUGUGACGAAGCAUUUGCAGGCCUCGCAGAUGCAACAGGUGGCCAGCAGUGCAGGCGUCGUCCCUGCCGCCAGCAACGUUCCCGCGUUGCCCAAGCCCCAGAUAACAGCGCCAACAACGCUGCCUGGUCUGGAUGCGAACAGCAUCAAUGCGGCUGUGGCAGCUGCUGUCGCAGCGGCAGCCAGUGGCGGCAAUGCCACAUCUCUGUCAGCUCUGCUGCCGGGCAUGUCGCUGAGUGCGGCCACUGCGGGAGCAAGUGCAGCAGCAGCUGCAGCUGUCGGCGCAGCUGGUCUGAAUGUGCCCAGUGCUGGAACCCUGGGCUCGAACGCGGGCAAGAAGCGCAAGCGUCACAUUGCCAUCGAUGUGGAGACGGAGCGUGCCAAGCUGCAUGCGCUGCUCAAUAGCUCGUCAAUGGCUCCCAAAGAUUGGGAAAGCGAAAUAGCCAACAUGGAGGCUCUAACUGGAGCUGCAGCUCGUCGUGGUGGCAGCUCAAGCUCGGCUGCGGCCUCUGCGGCCGCAUUGAGUGGCAUGCAACCACCGCCAGCGCAUCAGCAUGCCUCGCUGUCGCGUCAGUCCUCCGGUCAGUUCAAUAAGCCCGCUGUGCCGGCCAUGAAGACGCCGCCGCCAUCAAUGGGCGCGCCAAUGGAUUUGUCCUCAAGCCUGCCCAAGAUGAAUAUGACCGAAAUGCUAAAGUCAGCCUCCAGCUCGGGCGCCAUUGAUCUGAGUGAGGUGCAGGACUUUUCGAUGCCUUCCAAGAAGUCGAGUGUGCAUGCAGCGCUCAGUUCCGCUUUCCCCUCGAUGGGCGGCAGCAAAAGCAAGCUGGAUGAUACGCUCAACAAGCUAAUGAAGAAAAACAAUUGCACCAUUGAGGAGCCCGUCAUUGGCAAGGAGAAGAAACGCAAGAAGCUGGAUGAAAUUGUCUUGGGUCUGUCGGCUGCCAAGGAGCAGAAGACCUUCCCCGAUCCCUCGUUGCCCUCAUCGAAGAAGCCACAGAUACCGCCCAGUGUGUCGGUGACGCCGGCUAAUCUCCAGGCGCCCAGCCAGCAGCAGUCCAAUCAGAAACCAUUUACCAUCACUGUGACGACAGUGCCCGGAAAGUCCAAGAGCGGCGGCCAGAGCAGCGGCAGCGGAAGCGGCGCUGGAACCGGCGCCAGCAGCUCCUCGGGCAGCGGCCUGAGCGCCCUGCAAAACAUGGCCAUGGGCGGUCUGUCCAGCAAGGACAGUCUGAAUGCGCUGCUCGCCCAGACAAUGGCAACCGAUCCGCAAUCGUUCCUCAAGCAACAGCAGAAGAUGAUGCAGUUCCUGCCGCCCUCGCAGCGCAAGGCCUACGAGAACAUGCUCGCCGAAAUGGAGCAGGCAAUGAAGCUGAGCUGCAAGUACAACUCCUCACACGAUGUCAAGGUCAACAAGUGGCUCUCGGAUAUGACCAGCCCGCUGGGCGAUCAGCUGAGCAUUGACUAUGUUGGAGCGGGAGGCGGCGGAAGCGGAGCUGGCAGCAGCAACAGCCGUCGCGGAAAUCGAGGUCAACAGAGCAGCUCGAGUGCGCAGCAGGCGGCCAAUGCGGCGCAGUUGCAAAAGCAGCAGCAGCAGCAGCAACAACAGCAACAGCAGCAACAGCAACAACAGCAGCAGCAACAGCAGCAACAACAACAGCAGCAGCAACAACAGCAGCAGCAGCAACAGCAGCAACAAUCGAUGGCCGGCCCGCAAGGCCUGACCGGAGAGGAGCCCGUGCCGGUGAUCAACAAGCAGACGGGCAAACGACUGGGCGGCAAUAAGGCGCCACAACUGAAGCGUCUGAUGCAGUGGCUCACCGAGAAUCCCAACUAUGAGGUGGAUCCCAAAUGGCUGGAACAGAUGCAGAAUCCCAUGUCUGCGCCCUCACCCAAACCCAGUGUCAACACCAUGGACAACAGCAGCUACGGCGUCUCCAAAUCGCACGGUGGACGGCCCUCGUCCAAUUCGAGCAACGCCUCUUCCAGCAGCCACACCCAACAGCCGAGUGCUGCGCAGUCGCCGGCUGGCAAUUCGAGCGGCUCGUCGAAGAAGUCGUCGAGGCAGAGCCAAUCGGCAGCGGCCUUGGAUCAGGCGGCGCUGCAGUUCGGUUCGCUGGCUGGCCUCAAUCCCAGUUUGCUGGCCAAUCUGCCCGGCUUGGGCGCCUUCGAUCCGAAGAAUCCGCUCGCCGCCUUCGAUCCGAAGAAUCCGCUGCUCUCGAUGCCGUUUGGCGGCAUGCCCGGCAUGAGCAAUUUGCCCGGGUUGGGCAAUCUCAACAAUAUGAAUCUGUUCGCCAGUCUGGCCGGCAUGGGCGGCUUGGGUAAUCUGGCCGGCAUGGAUGCCCAGUCAUUGGCUGCGCUCAUGGCUGCUGCUGGACCAACGCUUGGCGGCCUCACAGGCAGCACAAACGCGGGCACCGGCAAGAGCCAGUCGCAGUCCAGUGGUGGCGGCAACUCCUCCAGCACCUCCUCCUCGUCGGCGGCCAGCAAGAAGAAGCAACAGCAGCAGAACGAAGCCGCCCAACUGGCAGCCGUGGCUGCCGCCGCUGCAGUCAACAACAGCGGAGCCGGCAGCUCCUCGGGAGGCGGCAAGAACUCGAACGCCUCGGCAUCGCAGUUGGCCGCCGGCUUUCCGUUCCUCUUCCCUAAUCCCUCGCUGCUGUAUCCGCCCAUGGGCCUGGGCGGACUCAACCCCUACUCGCUGGGCAGCAGUGGCCUGGGCUCCGCAUACGAUCAACUGGCACAGCAAUAUAAUCUGCUGAAUGGCGUGGCCACCUCAUCGGCCGCCGUCACCGGAUCCACGCAGUCGGGCAAGUCGCAUCAGUCGCAGUCGAGCAAGUCGAGCAAUUCACGCAGCGCCUCCAACUCGGCGGCGAAUUCGGCAGCGAAUCUAAUGAAUGCCAUGGCCAGCAUGAGCGCCAACACGGUGACCACUCCAUCCAGCUCGAGCUCCAGUCGCAGCCGCCAGAGCAGCAGCCAGCGCAACUCCGCUGCCUCGGCCACGCCCAGUGCUGCGGACAUGGCACAGCUCUCCAGUCUACUGAUGCCUGGUGCUGAUCCCCAUCUGCUCGAGUCGCUCAGUCGCAUGAGCAGCAUGGAUCUGGCCCAAGCCACCCGUCUCAUGAGCUCCUUGGGCAUGCCGCCGCUGCCCACGCCCAGCAGCUCGAACAGCAACAGCACCAGCAGCUCCAGUGCCGCCAGCAAACGUGCCGCAGCAGCAGCCGCUGCCAAUGAGGCAUCCGCCAAGGAGCAACAGAAGUGGUUCGAGAGCAUUGCGCGUGGUGCGUUGCCCACGGAUCUGGCCGCGCUGCAGGCCUUCUCGCAGGGCAAGAUGCCGAGCACCUCCUCCGUUAGUUCGAACAGCGGCGGCGGCUCCAGCUCGGCCAGCAAGAGCUCCAAGUCUGCAGCAGCUGCCGCCGCAGCAGCCGCAGCCGCAGCUGCCCAAAUGCCUCAGAUCCCAGGCAUGUCCAGUGACUUCUCGCAGGCACUUCUCGCCGAGAUGGCCGCCCAGGCAAUGGCUGCCGCCGGCGGCUCGCUGCCACUGAGUGGACCCGGUUCGCUGGCCAGCUUAGCUGGCCUGACAGGCGGCUCGUCCUCCUCAGCUGGAGGUGGAGGUGGCGGCGGCGGAAGCAGCAGCAGCAGCUCGGCUGCCAAGCGACAGCGGGAACAGGAUGCAUUCAAACAGCAAAUGGACUUCUACACAAAGUCGUUGGGCCUGGGCUCGGGCAUCUCGCUGAUACCCACCUCGUCGUCGGGCAGCAGUAGCAGCCUGAAUGCUGCCGUCGCCUAUGCAGCCGCUCUGGAUGCAGAGCACCUGCAGCAGCAGCAGCAGCAGCAACAGCAGCAGCAACACAAAUCGAAACGCGCACGCAGCGAGCUGCAUCCCACGAAGGAUGAGCUGGCAGCUGCUGCUCUAGCUGCUGGUCUGCCGCUGAAUCUGGGAGCCAGCAUCGAGAAGAGUUUGCGUGGUGGCUCCAGCAGCUCCUCGACGCCAGCGCCGCCCACGCCCACGCCCGAGCAGGACAAAGUGACCCUGACGCCGUUGAACGCGAGCGCCUCGAGUGCAGCCAAUGCGGCGAUUGCGGCCAAUCUGCCAUCCCAGACAACGAUCACAAUUGCGCCGCCCAUCAGCAGCGGCGCCAGCACCAGCAGCGAGCGGUCGGAGCGCAGUGAGUCGCGCAUCUCGUUGACCAUAACGAAUGCUGCGGAUGCCGCCAAACUGCCGCCGCCCUACGAGGAGGCCGACGAGCUGAUCAUACAGCCCAUACUGAAGAAGCCAGCGGCGCCGGGCAGCAGUCACGGCGGCAGCGUUGAGGAUCUGGAUGCCAGUGGAGCAGCCAACAAUUCAGCGGCCAAUUUGAGCGGUUCCAGCAGCAGUAGCUCCUCCGUAGCCGCCGCCGCGGCAGCAGCGGCUGCAGCCGAAGAGAAUCGCCGCUCUUCCAAUCGUCUAAAGCGUCCGCGUUCCGGCAACGAAACCGAACAGCAGCCCCCAGAGAAGCGACGCGAGCUGCGUUCCACGCGUCACACGCGUCAAUCGGCGGAUGCUGCCACUCUAAAUCUAUCGGCGGGCAGCGAGUCUGAAGACCGGAAUGAAUGAGUAAAGCGAAGCGCCUAGCAACACGACAGCGCCCCAAGAGAGGGCGUCCGCACCAGACAGGGCAACAGGAACAGUAAAAGCAACAA
Messenger RNA from Drosophila arizonae, 18127 nucleotides. RefSeq names its product chromodomain helicase DNA binding protein kismet (gene kis). Gene Ontology annotation, molecular function: protein binding; ATP binding. Lineage: Eukaryota; Metazoa; Arthropoda; Insecta; Diptera; Drosophilidae. The record is from RefSeq and is a predicted model, not a curated record.